AUGAAAAUUGGUGGUAACCUAUUCAGCUUGAUGAUAGUUUAUCUGUCAAAGAAAGAAUCAUCUGUUCUCUACCAAGGCUGUAGAAGCAAGUGUAAAGAAAUAUCCUUAGGCUCAGGGAAAUCCUCCCGCCAGGACCAGAAUUUCCGCUCUGUUCAAAGCAACGUUGCUGAACCUGUCAAUGUUUUUGUUGACUCAGGGACGCAGAUCAAUAUCAUAAGUUCUAGUAUGAACAAGAAGAUUACAAGAGUAAUGUUAGUGGAGGCAACUUCCGUUACCAUCCUCAGCGGAGUGCCUGGCACUAACGUGCUCAUCCACGGUGUGGCCAAGUACACAGUGGAAGACAUCCCAGUGGAGCUGUGUACCCACCUGGUGUAUGCCUUUGCUAUCCUCGACCCCAAGACCCUCUUGGCCAAACAACACGACUCUUGGCUUGACAACGACCUCAAGAACUAUGACAAGUUUGUCCAGCUUAAGAAGAAGAAUCCCGGAAUGAAGGUGUUGCUGGGUCUGGGUGGCUGGAAUGACUCUCGCAGUAACAAGUACUCAGAGUUGGUAGCUCAUCCUGGCCACCGACACAAGUUUGUGAAGGAGGUCGUCAAGUUGCUCCUGCAUCAUGGCUUCGAUGGUCUUGACCUGGACUGGGAGUACCCGGGCUAUGAAGGGAACCAUACCGAUAAAGCAGGUAACUACACCAUAUAUUUGGUCGAGUUUGAUCAGACUUUCAGAUUUGUUAAGUUAUCCAUAAAUUUAAAGAAAGAUCCUGGCUUCACCUUACAAAGCAGACAAGGCAAAUGUGAUAAAAUUAGGCAAGAACGGGCCCAUCAGCUCCUCUCUAUCUGGACGGGACAAACCCCAGCUGUGUGUGACUUUGCUUCAACUACUGCUAAGAAAGGUGCUCCUGCUCACAAGCUAGUGAUGGGAGUGCCUUUCUAUGGACGGUCGUGGACGCUGGCAGGAAGUAACAACUUGCCCGGAGCUGCUGCUCGAGGGGCAGGACGUGAGGGUACAUACGUCAAGGCUUCUGGCAACAUGGCCUUCUUUGAGUGCUGUCUGGCACAUAAAAAGGAAGGCUGGACCAAGGUGAAUGGGGAAGGAGGACCUUACCUGAUAAAAGGCGACCAGUGGGUCGGCUACGAUGAUGUUGAUGCUGUUGUCAGGAAGGCUGAGUAUGCAGUGUCCAGAGGUCUGGCUGGUGUCAUGGUCUGGGACGUGGCCACCGAUGACUUUGGUAAUUACUGUGGUCUUGGCAACAAUCCAUUACUGACAGCCAUUGUCACUACCCUUAAGAAGAGUGAAGACAAGACUGGUGGUGGGUGUGAACAUGGUGAACCACCGCCAUCAUCACAACCUUCAUUAAGAAUACCACCAAGUGAAGAAAGAACUGAAGGCGUGAGAAACUUAAAAGAUGGUAAAGAAGACACAACCAGCCAUGAUAGGGACACAAAUAUCAUUGAUGGUAUUGAUGCUACAGGGAAGAAAUCGUACCUGGAAAAAGUGAAUAAUGAUAUAAAUACUUACAACACUACAACCGACCCACCUUACCCAUGGUUGUUAUGGCCCUUCUUCAGGAAGUCAUCUCAGAGUGAAGACAGCACUGUUUCCCCUACACCUUCUUCCUGGCCCUACACUCACUCAUCCACUUCAUCUUUCAGUUCGCCUCCCAACUCCCAGUCUUCUUUUUCCCCUUUUCAUUUUCAUUCUCAGUCACAUCCUCCAUCUUCUCCUUCCAGCUUUAAUCUAAAGUUUACCACGACAGCAUCUCCCACAUUCUUUGUGUCAUCGUCAGCGACAUCAUCGUCAGCAGCAGCAGCAGCAGCUGUCUGGUUUGCAGAGUGCAAUGCUCUGGGUUUUGCUGCUGACCCAGUGUCUUGUUACACCUUCUACAGAUGCACCAACCACUAUGCCUACAAGUUUGACUGUCCCGGUGGACUGUUGUGGAACCAGGACCAGACAACAUGUGACUGGCCUCACUCUGUCCAGUGUAUCCUGCCACUCAUUAAGCCAAACAUACACCGCUUCCUGCCUCCUAAGUCUUGAUUGAAAAUUAAAAUUUUUCAAAAUUUU
Molecule: messenger RNA, 2064 nt
Organism: Cherax quadricarinatus
Lineage: Eukaryota; Metazoa; Arthropoda; Malacostraca; Decapoda; Parastacidae
Source: RefSeq, a predicted model, not a curated record